This is a messenger RNA of Musa acuminata AAA Group (dessert banana), 2086 nucleotides long. RefSeq lists its product as uncharacterized. The transcript is spliced from 6 exons. The record is from RefSeq and is a predicted model, not a curated record. NCBI's taxonomy places the organism in Eukaryota, Viridiplantae, Streptophyta, Magnoliopsida, Zingiberales, Musaceae. Bases 507 to 1595 code for a protein of 362 amino acids.
AGUCCCUCCGUCAACCGGCCACGUGCACAAUCCACGAGCAACGUGACCCCGCAAGCUUAUCUUCUUCCAUCGUGGGUAAGACGUGACGCACCGCCCGUUUUCCUCUGUCCCGAACCCUUUUAUCAUAUAUUCAAAGGGCCGUUGCGAAGUGCGGGACCCUCUCUUUCCGCGGCGAUCGGGUUCCGAUCAUCGGCGAAUUUUUCCCGAUCUAUUGCUGCUACUCAUGUGGGUCGUAUCUUCCACAGGAUGGGCGAUCCAUCCAGUAGCUUCCCCGUUUUAUCUCACGCUGACACGUUUCUUUUCAUCCACGUGGUGUUUACUCGUCCGUCGUCAUCCUCCCGUGCUGUCCCAUCACGCGCAUUCCCCAACUGCUCACAUGUCUCAGAGGAUUAUCAUAUAAAAAGAAUACCGCGUCCUGCCCCCAAUCUCGCUUGUCCUACCUAUGUUAGCCGUUGCGGCCCAUUUUCUACCUUCUUAUUGAUUGGAAACAUGUGGUGAGGGCCACAAUGCUCCCUCCAAUUAUAGAUGGGUGGCUCGAGGGGAAACGCUGGAGUGGCAGUCAAAGAAAUACUCGCUUUAAUUCCUUUCUUUUAAUUCUCUUUCCCUUCGCCCGUUCUUUCGUUCUUCCUUCGUUCUCCUCUGCGUCACUCGAAUUCCUUUCCAUCAAGAUGGAGAAGAGGGGAUGGAGGGCUUCUGACCAGGAGUGCCGGCCGUACUUUGCCCUGGCGGAUCUCUGGGUCUCGUUCACCGAGUGGAGCGCGUAUGGUGCUGGCGUUCCGCUGGUUCUGAGCGGUGCGGGCAGCGUGAUCCAGUACUACGUGCCUUACUUGUCUGGAAUCCAGUUAUAUGGUGAAUCGAACAGGCCCUUUUCUGAUUCUAGGGGACACGGUGAGGAAAGUGAUGGUGACUGUUCCCAGGAUUCUAGUAGUGAAGGAUGUAGUGACUAUGAACACGAAAAGGGCCUUGGGUGUUCAACAGAAUGGAACUCAAAUCAUGUCGCUGGAACCUUGAAUCUGAGGAUGGAUAAAUUAUGUUUGAGAGAGAAACAUGGGCAUCAGCAAAAGGGAUCUUCAAGUGGUGAUGGAGAUUUUGGACAUUUUCGAGGUCACUUGCUCUUUGAGUUUCUUGAACAGGAUCCACCAUUCAUUCGUGAACCUUUAUCUGAUAAGAUUUCAGAUCUUGCACGGUGUUUCCCUGCAUUAAAGUCCCUUCGAAGUUGUGAUCUUUUGCCAUCCAGUUGGAUAUCUGUUGCAUGGUAUCCUAUAUAUCGAAUUCCUAAUGGCCCUACAUUGAAGGAUCUGGACGCUUGCUUUUUGACCUUUCAUUCUCUUUCCACACUGAUGAAAGAUGAUGGUGGUGCCUCUGGCCCUUCCAUUUCAAUUUUACAAGGGGUUAAUGGUGUUCCUAUGGUCUCUCUUCCUGUUUUCGGACUUGCAUCUUACAAGUGUCGGGGUUCCAUAUGGACUCCUAAUGGUGGCACCGAGAUGCAACUUGUGAAUUCCCUGAUGCAAGCUGCCGACGAUUGGGUACGACUCCAAAAUAUUAAUCACCCAGAUUACCGGUUCUUCACUUCGCAUGGCACAUUCAGGAGAUAGAACUAUCACCCUGGUUUCAUUUGUGCUCAAAUUGGAUCAUGGGCAAUAAGGCGGGAUGCACAUUAGCAGUGGCUUUCGAUCUACUGUGUUGUGGAGCAAGUAAUGACAAAAAAUAAAAAAGCAAGUGUGAAAGCACAAAAGUGGGGUAAUAGGAGGCAAAAUCCUGUAAGAAGAAAAAGAAAGAUCAGAGAAGGUAUAAUUUGUGAAGAGGAACCAAAAGAUGAUCAGACCGAGAAAAAAGGUUGCCCAUGAAGGAGAUAAUUUCUCAUCCAUAUAACCUGGUGGAUGAUGAUGGUGUAUGUUAUGGUGUGUUUUGUUGGAAUGGUUACCUGAAAGGACAUUUUAUUGUUCAGACGUCCAGAUUGGUCCGUAACAUAAGCUUACUUUCUGGGCAUGUCUGACAAUGAUACCUUCGCGAUGCCCACCAAAAUCAAACUGUUGUGUUUUAGUAUAAUGAGCACUUCUAAUAGGUUGAUGACAGGAUUUGUGUA